Messenger RNA from Pichia kudriavzevii, 174 nucleotides. RefSeq lists its product as uncharacterized. Gene Ontology annotation, biological process: protein import into mitochondrial matrix; protein insertion into mitochondrial outer membrane. Gene Ontology annotation, cellular component: mitochondrial outer membrane; mitochondrial outer membrane translocase complex. Bases 1 to 174 code for a protein of 57 amino acids. The transcript has a single exon. The record is from RefSeq and is a predicted model, not a curated record. NCBI's taxonomy places the organism in Eukaryota, Fungi, Ascomycota, Pichiomycetes, Pichiales, Pichiaceae.
AUGGCUGGUUUCAACUUAUCUGAAGAGUCCAAGGAAAGACUUACCAAGGCGCUUGCUACUGCUCAAACCAUCACCCACUACGGCUGGUUGCCACUUGUAGUGUACCUUGGAUGGGCUUCCACCCAGCAGAAACCAAACUUGGUGUCCCUCUUGUCGCCAUUGCCCUCUGCCUAA